Messenger RNA from Sus scrofa (pig), 3976 nucleotides. Lineage: Eukaryota; Metazoa; Chordata; Mammalia; Artiodactyla; Suidae. The record is from RefSeq and is a predicted model, not a curated record.
AUUCACUUGGAAAUGCAAGGGACCUAUAAUAGCCAAAACAGUCUUGAAAAAGAACAAUUAAGUAUUUAUCUUAUUUCCAAAUAUUUGAAUAUUUUGAUACAUUAAACAUACAAAUAUUAGUUCUUAAUUCAAUAUGUAAUACGAUGAGUUAUUAUAAAUUAUAUUGGAUUCAUCACAAAUUUCCAAAGACCAAAUAUUCUAAUUAGUAAAAUAUCUCCUAAGUUUGCUUUUCAAUUACUGUGAUUUUCUUUUGAAAACAUUUGGAAGGUUGGUGGACAUUAAACUUUAGUUUGCUUUCACCAGUGAGCAGCAUCGUUUGUUUUAUAGUUAUAUCAUUUGAAUGACCCGCUGAUUUAUAUAAUUUAUCUAUCUAUUUAGUAGAAAAUUCCAAAAGCGAAUUCCUUUUAUAAGAAUUUCCAAAAAAAUCCACAAAACACUUAUAACUAAUUAUCAAUGCUAGUUAAAAAUUUUGAAAAAAAAACUUUGAUUUUUAAUUUCUGCUGUCAUAUUUUUAUUAGAGUUGACUUAAAAUGUUUUGCCAAUUUCUUCUGUACAGUAAAGUGACCCAGUCAUACAUAUACACACGCCCUUCUCACAUAAUCUUCCAUCAUGCUCUAUCCCAAGAGACUGGACAUAGUUCCCCACGUUAAGAUAUCAUUGGUUAGCCAUUCUAAAUGUAAUAGUUUGCACCUACUAACUCCAAACUCUAUUUGAUAUAUGAUUUAAGUAGCUAAAAUACUAGUUAAAAUCAAAUACCUAUUUCACCUAUUUAUCUCUCCUUUUCUCAACAAUUAAUGUUAAAUGUCCGUAUACUUUCCCCUUCAAACUGAAGAACAAAAUAGACUUCAAGUCACAAUUAUUCCAUUUAUACAAUGUAAUAGAAUAAUCUUAUGCAUUAAGCCAUUUCAAGGAAUAACAAAACUUGUAAAAUUUCUAUCCACUUUAUAAAAUGGCUUAUUCAGACACUUCCAAAAUAGGCUGACUUGAGAAUAUUAGUUUCUCAAUCAAGACGCAGGGUGGCGCUGCAGGCUAAGAUUGUGGCGAAAGAGCUCUUUAAAAGCUCGCGUAUUCCUUUGUUGCAAGACCGAAUCAAAAACACCCGGAAGCAGAUCGGCCAGCCAAACUGCGUUCCCGACGAGUUUAGGCAGCGACAUAUAAACGAAUUCAAGAUCCAAAGCAACGCUGUGAGGAUUCCUCCAAGCGAGAAAUCAGAAGAGAGUAUCUCAGGUCCUUCUGCGGUCGCUGAAGGGAUUGGAUGUCAGCAUCCGGACCCACCAUGGAGACUCGAGAGGGAAUUCAGCCGAACAGGCAAGUAGUCUUUAUCGUGAUGGCAUUCCUGUCUCAGGCUCACCCCGCGCCUAUUCGUUACUCUGUGCUGGAAGAAUCAGAGAGCGGCUCCUUUAUAGCUCAUCUGACUAAGGACCUGGGCUUGGGAAUCGGGGAACUGGCGGACCGCUCCGCCAGGAUAGUGUCUGACGAUGACAAGCAGCGCUUGCAGCUGGAUCAUCAGACCGGAGACUUGCUUUGGAGGGAGAAACCAGAUCGGGAAGAGCUGUGUGGCCCCACUGAACCCUGUAUACUGCCUUUCCAAGUAUUCCUAGAAGCUCCGGUGCAGUUUGUUGAAGGGGAAUUACUAAUUCAGGACAUCAACGACCACUCCCCAGUAUUCCCGGACAGGGAAAUGCUCUUGAAAAUACCAGAAAACAGCCAGCCAGGGGCUGUAUUUCCCCUGCAAUUCGCUCAGGAUUUGGAUGUGGGCAGCAAUGGUCUUCAAAAUUACACCAUCAGCCCCAAUUCUCAUUUUCACGUUGUCACUCGAACUCGUAGUGAGGGCAAGAAAUACCCAGAUUUGGUGCAGGACAAAGCACUGGAUCGAGAGGAGCAGCCUGAGCUCAGCUUAACCCUCACGGCACUGGAUGGUGGGUCUCCACCUCGGUCUGGCACCAGCAUGGUGCGAAUCCUGGUCAUGGACGUCAAUGACAAUGCGCCUGAGUUUGUGACCUCUCCAUAUGAGGUGCAGGUUCUGGAAAACAGCCCCCUUGACUCCCCCAUACUUACUGUUUUAGCUAGGGAUAGAGAUGCUGGAAACUUCGGGAAGGUCUCCUAUGGCUUCUUCCAAGCAUCAGAUGAAAUUAAGCAAACUUUCUCAAUAAACGAAGUCACAGGAGAAAUCCGGCUGACAAAGAAACUGGAUUUUGAACAAAUGAAAUCUUAUCACCUGGAAAUUGAGGCUACAGAUGGAGGAGGCCUUUCUGGAAAAGGCGCUGUGGUCAUAGAGGUGGUAGAUGUGAAUGACAACGCCCCCGAACUGACCAUAUCUUCGCUCACCAGCUCCGUCCCAGAAAACAGUCCUGAGACUGUGGUCGCUGUCUUCCGAAUCAGAGACAGAGAUUCUGGAGACAACGGAAAGAUGAUCUGCUCUAUUCCGGAUAAUCUGCCCUUCGUUCUAAAACCGACUUUCAAGAACUACUACACCCUGGUAACGGAGAGCCCGCUGGACCGAGAGGAAAGAGCCGAGUACAACAUCACCAUCAGCGUCAGCGACCUGGACCCCCGGCGGCACACCCAGCACAACCUGACCGUGCGCGUGGCCGACGUCAACGACAACGCGCCCGCCUUCAGCCAGCCCGCCUACACCCUGCGGGUCCGCGAGAACAACAGCCCCGCCCUGCACAUCGGCACCGUCCGCGCCACCGACGCCGACGCGGGCGCCAACGCCCAGCUCACCUACUCGCUGCUGCCGCCCUCCGACCCGCACCUGCCCCUCGCCUCGCUCGUGGCCAUCAACCCCGACACCGGCCAGCUCUUCGCCCUGCGCGCCCUCGACUACGAGGCCCUGCGCGCCUUCGACUUCCAGGUGCGCGCCGCCGACCGCGGCGCGCCCGCGCUCAGCAGCCAGGCGCGGGUGCGCGUGCUCGUGGCCGACGCCAACGACCACGCGCCCGUCGUGCUCUACCCGCCGCCCAACGCCUCGGCGCCCUGCACCGAGCUGCUGCCCCGGGCGGCCGAGCCGGGCUACCUGCUCGCCAAGGUGGUGGCGGUGGACGGCGACGCGGGCCAGAACGCCUGGCUGUCCUACCGGCUGCUGCAGGCCACCGAGCCCGGGCUCUUCGGCGUGGGCGCGCACAGCGGCGAGGUGCGCACGGCCCGGCCGCUGAGCGAGCGCGACGCGCCCCGGCAGCGGCUGCUGCUGCUGGUGCGGGACCACGGCGAGCCGCCGCUCUCGGCCAGCGUCCCGCUGCACGUGCUGCUGGUGGACGGCUUCUCGCAGCACCUGCCGCCGCCCGAGGCCCCCGGCCGGGCGCCGGGCGCCGGCGCCGGCGCGGACGAGCCGCUCACCGUCGCCCUGGUGGGGGCGCUGGCGUGCGUGUCGGCGCUGCUGGUGGGGGCGCUGCUGGCCUUGGCGGCGGGGCGGCUGUGCCGGCGGGGCGGGGCGGCCUCGGCGGGGGGCUGCGCGGGGCCCGCGGAGGGCGGCGUCCCGGGCCAGCUGCUGGACGUGGGCGGCACGGGCACCCUGGCCCACGGCUACCGCUACGAGGUGUGUCUGACGGGAGACCGCAGAACUGGUGAGUUCCAAUUCCUGAAGCCGGUUUUCCCGAACCUCUUGCUUCAGGACCCUGAGGGAGAAAUUAAGAACAGCCCCAACUUCAGGAAUAGCUUAGUACUCAAUUAAGUGUUGUGUUUGGUCGAGUGAGCCUCUCCUUAACUGCAGCAAACCUAACUCCAAUUGCAAUACCUUUGUCCUAAGAAAUUGUGUUGUAGAAAUGUGUAUAUCUCUAUUCCAAACCUAUGCAUGUCUCUGCUAAUAUUUCCUUUUUAACAUUCAUUAGAUUUGGCAUUUUUAGUUACACUGGACAUGGAGGGCUUUCUUCAUAUUUGACCUCUUUUGGCGACUAAUCUCUCCACAACUAUAAAAUACUCAAGUAGUGUAAGAAGCGGUGUUAGUUAAUAAACUUCUUAGCAUCUUUUUAAUGAA